AUGGCCAUUGAUUUAGAAACAUCUUGCCAAAUGGCCAAUGAACCCCCACACGCAAAAGAAUUGGAAAGCCACCCUAUAAACACUCCCCUUGAGGAAGCACAAAACCUACAAAAGCUCUUUCCAAUUAUUAGCCCCCCAACCAAUCCCCAACAAUCAUCCAAGAGUCACACCCCCACGCCUGCCCUAGACCUAAUUAAUAGUGUGGAUACUCAAGAUGCCAACCAUUGCUUCAGCCAGCCGGAGAAGACAAAGGCUUCUCCAAAUUCUUCGACAAACAAGAUUAACAAUGGAAAAUCUACCACUACCCAACCCUCAACCAGUCAAUCCCCAGAUCAUCUAUGUCCAACCACCCCAAGCUCAAAAUUACCAACCUGUCUCAUGGAUGGAGAUGGGCCUCAUGGGACAUGCAUGCUCGUUCAACAUCCAAGUGAAUGGCCAAGACACUGUGAUCAUACUACACGACACUCAAUAUCUAGCCCAACUAGUGACAGAGGGCAUGAGGUUGGCUAUGAAAAACUACUUGAACCAAGCUUGGCUAAACAAUAUACUUCAACCCCUAGCCCCGUCAGUGAACCCACAGUUGGUCCAUGCAAUGAGGAACCAAUGGAACCUCCCACCCCAUUUCAAUCCAAUAUACCCACAGAAUGCCCUAAUGGAUAUGCCUUUCUUCAUGCUGGAGAACAUCUCCCAACUAAACCCCAUUCUCUUACCAUGGGAGCAGCCACAGCCACCCCAAGCAACUCCAACUCCACCACCACCCCCAUCCCUACCAUCCAGAAAAUAUCCAAGAACCAGUGGAGGAAGCAAUGGGAGAAGAGGAAGAGCCACUGA
Molecule: messenger RNA, 831 nt
Organism: Nicotiana attenuata
Lineage: Eukaryota; Viridiplantae; Streptophyta; Magnoliopsida; Solanales; Solanaceae
Product: proline-rich receptor-like protein kinase PERK12
Exons: 1
Coding region: 1-831 (276 amino acids)
Source: RefSeq, a predicted model, not a curated record